UCAAACAACUGUUUUGCCCAAACAUCACUUUGUUUGGGCGUAAUUUUGCCGAGAUUGUGUACAAAAUGGGCAGGUAUAAAUGUGCCUACAACUGUGAAAACUCCAGCGAUUCAGAUGUGAAGUUUUUUAAGUUUCCACUUUACAACCCCCGAAAACUCAAGAAAUGGCUUGUCAACAUGAAGUGGAAGGACUGGACUCCAUCCCGCUUCUCUGUGCUGUGCAUCAAUCAUUUUGAGGAGCGGUGCAUCGACAGAACAGGCAAAUGUGUGAAACUCAGAGAAGAUGCAGUUCCCACCAUAUUUUCAUCCCCCGAUGAGGCACAGAAAAGGAAGGCUUCCAUCAGACCAAGAAGUAAAAGACACAAGCCACAUAGUAAAGCCUUGCACACGAGUCCAGCUCAGUCUCCGACAGCCUCUCCUGCCACACCGAAGCGAAACAUGCAGAACAAAGAGACCAGCCAGACAGGGGAGGAGCCUGGGGGAGACAAAGACUCAAAAAAGCCUGACAAAUGGAGGAUUAUAGUUGAUGAAGGGCUGAUGAAGAUUGAGUCAUUUCCCCACUUCUUCCAUGGAGAUUACUGUGUACCACAGGAUAUUCAGUGGGCUCCAGAUGAUAAUUUCAGUACAGAGUGUAAAGAUCCUGACAGUGUGAUAGAGGUGAAAGAGCCGUGGCAGUGGGUUGGUAUGGAUGUCCGAGGACCCCUGCCCCAAACAAAGAACGGACACAAAUACAUUUUGACUGUGACAGAUUACUACUCCAAGUGGGUGGAAGCUGUGCCGAUGCAGUCGUGCCUCCCUCCACAUGUAGCGAAACACAUCGUGGAUAUCAUUGCCCACUUUGGAUACCCGCUCAGAAUCCUCUCCAGAUUGCCUCAUGACAUAGUCCACAAAAUCAACAGAGAACUAAAAGAUCAGCUGAAGGUCACCAUCGCUCUUGUCGUCUAUCACCAGCAGACCGGCACAGUAGAUUUGAUCACACAGCAGCUGAUUGACAGGAUGGUAAGUGGUCUAAUAGAGGAGCAUGCAGCUGACUGGGACGUUUACCUGCCUGCCAAGGUUUUCAGUCUGUGUUUCAAAGAGCAUUCAAAAACCAAGGAAAGGCCUUUUUCCAUGCUCUGCUGUAGAGGACUGGAGCCUGUCCAGUCCCCCAGAGGACUGAAUUAUGCUUAUUCCAAGAUCAGAGAGAGUGCUUUCGUGGUUAGAUAGACAUUUUUUGGGUCUGAAAGUGGAAACCAACCUGGACCGAACAGGCAGAAAGAACAUUUUGUUGGUCAUCGAAGUAUUCUGACUUAGUUGAGGACUGCCACGCAAAAGUGCUAAUGCACUUUUUUAAUGGCCAUAAUAAGGAAACAUGGGAACCCUGGCAGUUUGACCAGGAUGAGGACUUUCCUGACUGGACACAUACUGGGGAUGAAACUGGACUUUUUUUUCAACCUGUAGAGUCAAAAAUAUGUUGUGGCUUUGACUGUUUUUUUGGUCCAUCAACUCAGUAGAAGGCAAUUUUCAAUUCAGUUUUGUAUCAUGUUUUUGGAUGAAAAUAGUAAAUCAUUUUUUAAAAAUCUG
Molecule: messenger RNA, 1562 nt
Organism: Toxotes jaculatrix (banded archerfish)
Lineage: Eukaryota; Metazoa; Chordata; Actinopteri; Toxotidae
Exons: 12
Coding region: 66-1205 (379 amino acids)
Biological process (GO): DNA integration
Molecular function (GO): sequence-specific DNA binding
Source: RefSeq, a predicted model, not a curated record